AUGGCUAGCGUGUAUAUUCUGCUUAUAUUACUUUGUAAUAUUUUAGGUUGUGAUGCAGGCGACUUCUGUUACCAGUAUCUCACCUACUCCUACACCUACGGACAGGAGUACUACUCCUACUACGGCUAUUGUGACGCAGGCUGCUGUGGUUAUACAGUGUACCGAACAUGCUGUCAGAACAAGAACAAUGCAGGGAUGAUAGCCGGUAUUGUGGUCGGUGUUCUCCUUUUCAUCGGUGCUAUUGUCAUCAUAGUCGUUUGUAUUUACAAAAAUUCAAAACCAAUCGAACUGCCGACGGAUAAUGAAAUUGAGGCCACUCCGUCGGAGUGUAGUGAUAUCGUGUGUAAGUACGUUAUUCUUCUAGGCCAUAGUGUAGGUGAGGAUGGAGACGAACCUUUUCAUCCCCCUCCCAAUUCACUGGGAAGCAGUCCGCCAUACGACACGAUGGGACAAACCAAUCCUGCCAUGACGACAGAGGCGUCCGUUUCCCCACCACCUCCUUACACAGAUGAAAAUAGGUACUAG
This is a messenger RNA of Ylistrum balloti, 525 nucleotides long. RefSeq lists its product as uncharacterized. The transcript is spliced from 4 exons. NCBI's taxonomy places the organism in Eukaryota, Metazoa, Mollusca, Bivalvia, Pectinida, Pectinidae. The coding region runs from base 1 to 525 and encodes 174 amino acids. The record is from RefSeq and is a predicted model, not a curated record.